Dromaius novaehollandiae (emu) is the source of this 12952-nucleotide messenger RNA. It is a transcript of the gene PDE3A, whose product is annotated as phosphodiesterase 3A. Gene Ontology annotation, biological process: oocyte maturation; positive regulation of oocyte development. Bases 146 to 3478 code for a protein of 1110 amino acids. Gene Ontology annotation, molecular function: calmodulin-activated 3',5'-cyclic-GMP phosphodiesterase activity. Gene Ontology annotation, cellular component: cytosol. The record is from RefSeq and is a predicted model, not a curated record. Lineage: Eukaryota; Metazoa; Chordata; Aves; Casuariiformes; Dromaiidae. The transcript is spliced from 17 exons.
CCCCCCCCCGAGCAGAGGGGCAGAGCGGCUCCGCGGGCGAUGCCGGCGCGGCGGCGGCGAGCGCCCCCGGCCCGCCGCCCCCACGGCUGCCCGCGGCGCUGAGCGCGGCCGCGCUCGCCCGCCGCUGCCCUGCGCGGCCGGGGCCAUGGCCGCGCGCGGCGGCGGGGCGGCGGCGGCGGGGCCGGGGGCGGCCUCCCGGGCCGCGCCGGCGCUGCGGCGCGGCUGGCGCUGCCGGAAACUUUGCUCGGCGCUGCCGCUGCUGCUGGCGCUGGCGGUGCGGCCGCUGCGGGGGGAGCCGGGCCGCGAGCUGGCGGCCGAGGGCGGCGGCGGUGGGGCGACGGGGCGGCGCGGCGGGCCGCCCCCCCCCGGCGCGGGGCUGCGGGCCUGGCUGCCCCCCGGCGCCGUGCCGCUGGGGCUGGCCGGCGCCGCCUUCGGCAUGGGCCGCUACCUGCUGCGCGGCGGCGUGCGGGCGCGGACGGCGGCGCUGCUGCUGGCCGCCUGCUGCGGGGGGGAAGCGGUGGCGCAGAGGGCGCUGGCGGCGGGGGAGGAUCACUUGCUCUCCUUGGGCGCCACGGGGGUGGUGCUGAGCUGCCUGGCCGCCGCGACAUGGCUGGUGCUGAGGCUGAGGCAGGGCGUCCUCAUGCUCGCCGUGGCUAGCGCGGUGCGGACCACGUCGCUCGUCUCCUUCGAGCGGGUCCCGGCGUCGUGGCGGCCCUACCUGGCGUACCUGCUGGGGCUGCUCGGCAUCCUGCUGGCCGGCUGCGCCGACCGGCUCUGGCCGCCGCGCGGGGCCGCCCCGCCCGCCGCGCCCCCCGCCGCGCCCCCGGCCGCCGACGCAGCCCCGGCGCUGAGGAGGAGGCGGCGGCGGUCCAGCUCCGUGGUCGCCGCCGAGAUGUCGGGCUGCGGCAGCAAGAGCCACCGCCGGACCUCGCUGCCCUGCAUACCUCGCGAGCAGCUCAUGGGGCAUUCUGAAUGGGACCACAAGCGAGGACCCAGGGGAUCACAGAAGAUCAAAGGAAUGAAUCCCUGCAAGGCCUACGAGCUUCCAGAAGUCCUUCAGUCUUCUGGUACCAGUAUUACUGUGGAUAUCGCUGUCAUGGGAGAAGCGCAUGGGCUCAUUACAGACCUUCUGGCAGAUCCUUCGCUGCCCCCCAAUGUGUGCACGUCGCUGAGAACAGUGAGCAACCUGCUUAAUACGCAGUUAACCUUCCAGGCGAUUCACAAGCCAAGGGUGAGCCCUUUGGUGUCCUUCAGUGAGAACUACACCUGCUCUGACUCAGAGGAAUGUCAGGAAAAAGGAGAAAAACUAGCUAUUCCCAAGCGCUUACGAAGAAGUUUGCCUCCAGGACUGCUGAGACGAGUGUCCUCAACUUGGACCACAACAACAUCAGCCACAGGAUUACCUACUCUGGAGCCAGCCCCAGUGAGAAGGGAUCGCAGUGCUAGCAUCAAACCUCAUGAACCAUCUUCAUCCAGCACUGACUCUUGGAACAGCUCGAUUCUGAUGACAAUCACGAAAAGCAGGUCCUUCUCCACAUCCUACGCCAUGUCUUCUACAAACCACCUGAAUGCCAAAAGGCAGAGUCGGCAAGGUAUCCCUCCAAAUAUUUCACCUCUCACCUCCCCAUGCCAUUCACCGGUUCAGGGGAGCCCUGCUGCAAGUCCUACAGGAAAAACAUCUUCUGUGUCAUUUCCAGACUCUACAGAUACUGACACCAAGCAAGGCUUAAAGCCACAUAAAGUCUUAACUUCUACUCAGAGUGCUCCAAGCGUGUCAGAUCCCAUUAUCAGCUCCUCUGUUAUUUGCAGCAGCUGUGGCAGACCCUAUAACCAAAUAGAAGCUAGUGAUGGGACUCUAGACAGAGGUGAUGGUACAACACACACCCUGAAUAGAACAGAUGAUCCUGCGCAAGCCACUUCUGACUAUGAGACCAACAACAGUGACAGCAGCGACAUUGUACAAAAUGAUGAUGAGACAGACUGCUCCAAAGAACAGACGCGGAAGGGAUCCGUUUGUAGGACGUACGCACCUGAGACCAUCAUCCUGCACCCCUUGAUACCCCCUGAGGACAAACCUAUACUUGCUCCUGAGCCUCUGGUUAUGGACAACUUGGACUCCCUGAUGGAGCAACUAAACAGCUGGAAUUUCCCAAUCUUUGAUCUGGUGGAAAAAAUUGGAAAGAAAUGUGGUCGGAUUCUCAGUCAGGUUUCAUACAGGCUUUUUGAAGACAUGGGGCUAUUUGAAACCUUUAAAAUUCCAGUGAGGGAGUUUAUGAACUACUUUCAUGCCUUGGAAUGUGGAUACCGAGAGAUACCUUAUCACAACAGAACCCACGCAACUGAUGUUCUACAUGCUGUUUGGUACCUUACUACUCAGUCCAUCCCGGGACUCCCAACUGUGAUUAAUGAUCAUGGGUCAGCAAGCGAUUCAGAUUCUGACAGUGGGAUCACUCAUGGCCAUAUGGGCUAUGUGUUUUCGAAGACAUACACACCGACAGAUGACAACUACGGAUGCCUAGCUGGCAACAUCCCUGCCCUCGAGUUGAUGGCUCUUUAUGUUGCUGCAGCCAUGCAUGAUUACGAUCAUCCAGGAAGGACUAAUGCCUUUUUGGUAGCAACCAGUGCUCCUCAGGCUGUGCUGUACAAUGACCGCUCUGUUUUGGAGAACCACCACGCAGCAGCUGCCUGGAACCUGUUCAUGUCCCGGCCAGAGUACAACUUCUUAGUCAACCUCGACCACGUGGAAUUCAAGCAUUUCCGCUUCCUUGUCAUUGAGGCAAUUUUGGCUACUGACCUGAAGAAACACUUUGAUUUUGUUGCCAGAUUCAAUGCCAAGGUGAAUGAUGAUGUUGGAAUUGACUGGACUAACGAGAAUGACCGCUUGCUGGUUUGCCAAAUGUGCAUCAAACUGGCUGACAUCAAUGGGCCUGCAAAAUGCAAAGAUUUGCAUCUGCAGUGGACAGAAGGCAUUGUCAAUGAGUUUUAUGAACAGGGUGAUGAAGAGGCUAGCCUUGGCCUACCUAUCAGUCCUUUCAUGGAUCGCUCUGCUCCUCAGUUGGCGCACCUCCAGGAAUCUUUCAUUACUCACAUUGUGGGACCACUAUGUAAUUCCUAUGACUCAGCGGGGCUGAUGCCAGGAAAAUGGAUAGAAGAUAGUGAUGAAUCAGGAGACACUGAUGAGCAUGAAGAGGAAGAAACAGCAGAAAUGGAAACUUGUGAAAAUGCUGAAUCCAGAAAGAAGAAGUUCAAGAGGAGGAAAAUCUACUGUCAGAUCACGCAGCACCUGCUUCAGAACCAUAAAAUGUGGAAGAAAGUGAUUGAAGAUGAGGAAAGGUUAGCGGGGACAGAGAAGCCAGGCACGGAGCAGCCCACACUGCACCCAUCUUCAGAACAAAUCCAGGCCAUCAGGGAGGAGGAGGAGGAGAAAGGGAAGCCCAAACAGGAAGAAGAAAACACAACUGUAGAACCGAACCAAUGACAGUAUUUACAGCAGUAUUUUAAGACAGAUAUUGACGCGUGCACAGACUCUUUCUCAAGCCAGCACAGCAUUUAGACACAACACUGUAGAAGUAUGGGAUAAUGCGCCUACAGCUGUUUAAUUUGUUUCUCUUUCCUUUUUAUGGUGAGGUACAUUGUUUAAACUCCUAUGCUCAAAGAAGCUUUCACACUGCGACACCGGCUUUUACAGACUUUCUUUAAAGAGAUUGGGGAGGGGGGGAGGGUGGAAUUAUAUAAAUAUAUAUAGCCAGGGGUUAUUGGCUGCGCACUUCAGCAAAAUGCAUUUAAUGAUAUAUUAUGGUCACUGUGAUAUUUACAGAAGGAAGUUAUCUAAGGAAAUGCUGCUUCUAAAGCACAUUUGCAGUUAACCGUAAGGUACCAGUUAAGUAGUUUUGGCUCUUAAUGCUGAGGGAUAAAAGUUCCAAAGCUUUGUACGAAUGCUGAUACAUCCUGCCAACAUAUAGGUGUGCGUGUGCGGAGGGGGGUGUUUGCGUGUCGAUGUGCUCUAAUAAUAGGAUAGUUUGAGUUUGGACUAGCUGUAGCACACGUCCCGAUACACGGCGACAAGCAGAAGGCCUGAAUUUUAGAAAAUUUGUGCCCACAAGGAAAUCGGAGCCCUGCAGGAGGAGCCCUGCAUUCCCGGGAGCCCCAGUCUGCGCUCCAGCUGCUCCGACAGCAGGCUUUUGGCAGGGGCCGUGGUGGCCUGGGCUGCUGGUGGGGUCCCGUCUGGCUGCAGGAACUCCUCUUCCUCCUCCUCGGGCACUUUCCAGACUGCUGGCAAAAGGGACGUGCCACGAAGCUUCUUUCCCAAAGGGGGUUAGGAGGGAGCAUGGGGCACACCGUGCUGUUCCUCUUUAAAGGAAGGGGCCCUCUGUAUGCGCUAGCAUGCGUGAGUGGCUGCGUGGGGCAUUGCCUAUGUCUGAGCAGGAGAGAAAAGAGAGCAAAUGUGUGUGCACAUUCGGGAACUAGAGGCACUCUGCCAUCUUUCUCCCCUAACCUUAUGCCUCCGUGCAUCAGUGGCCAAAUAGAUCAUUUAAGAGGGAAGCUAAACUACCAUCUCGUAAGAGCAAAAGAAGGAGAGUUUGGGGGUCAUGCACUUCCUUAGAAUAAAAGGCAAAUGAUGCAUUAGCAAAAAGGUAGGGGGAGAGGUGCCAGUCCUGUGCUGGCCGGACGCUUGUAUGUCUCAGCAACCACUCACGUGAGCUUCAGAGAACUUGGUUUUUCAGUGCGAGGUGCUGGAUGGGAGCAGUUUGUUGCUGGCAUUCUGCUUAGAAGCAGCAUGUUUGAUCCCACAAAUAUACUUACUUUUUUCUUUUUUCUUUUUUUUUUUUAAGAGAAAGGAAAAGAUCGGGCUUGUAGAAGAGCAGAUCUUUUUGUUUCCUUCUGUUUGUUUGUUUUCUGUUGUUUAUGCUGUGAGCCAAAUGUCUAUUUAAAAGGUUGACUAUUCACUUUCAAUAUUUUAUUUCACAAUAUUAUAUUUGUCAAUGAUUAGCUAUCUAGAUGUAAAUAUGGAGAAAUUUUUAUGGGUUCCUGUAGAUAAUGAUAUCUUUAAGAAAAAAAAAAGAAAAAGAAAAAAAGGGAAAAGUUUUUUUGUAAAGCUAAUUUUUUAAAAAAUAAAUACAAAAACAUUUUUAUAGAGUGUAGCCAUUUCCAAGCCCAACACAUAAGGUCUUGAGUAAUUUUUAUAGACCCUUCUGGGAAGCCACUGGUCUACAGGAUCAAGGCUUUAACACAGUAAUGUUCUCUGGUACUGGCAUCACCAAACAGUACCACACCAGUUACAUAGUUUUAUUCCCACAAAAAAAAAGUUAUAUAUAUAAAAGUUCAUUAUCUCUCCAGCAUGAAUUGAUUAUGUAUGCUGUUUUCUAUUUUAAUCCUGCAGCCCUUUCUCAAGAAAGGGUGUGAAUAACAAUGCUUGUGAAAGGAAGAGUUUGUAGGAGAUGUCCCGUCUGUAUUAAAUUUCUGACAUUGUGUCCACCACUUCUUUGCCAUUGUUAUGCAUUUGCAAUAUUUCGUGGUCCUAUUGAUAACUCCCAAGAAAUGCUGGAAAACAUUCUCUAUCGAAGCCAAUCAGCAUAUGUGUUAUCAUUUCAGGGUUUCUCUUUGUAUUUCUUUUAGAGUUAACCUUUGCUCCAAACUAGGAUCUUUGUUUCUUAAAGGUCCCAUCUGCCUGAUAUUGUCCCUUCCCGCUCCUGCCCCGAGGAAGGCAUGUGCCUUUCCACAGGAUGGCCCUGGAGUGUGGCCAUGGGUGCUCUCAUCAGCAGAAAGAUUUACUGGUAUUUUUGAAUGAAAGAAAAAAAACAAAGACCCGAAUUGCGCUAUUAUUUUAAGGGAAAAGGAUAUAGCAGAAUUCAUUCAAAGGGAAAAAAGAUGUCUCGCGUUUUCUCCAAGAUCUCAGCAAUUCCAACAAUUCCAGCUUACACAGUUUUCACCCCUUUUCAGUUACUUUUAUUAAUCAUUUAAUUUGGAGUUUUCUUGCAUAAGUGACUUGCAGUCCUUAUAGUACCAGAAGUAUUUAAUGUGCCUCAUUCUGCCCUUUAAAAAUUAAACUUGGGAAGGUGCUUUAGAAUGCCACCUCUCCAAAAACUUUUUGCAUGAUUUUGAGUGAAUAAUCACUGGAAAUGGUUUCUUUCUAUUGGUUUUUAUAUUGCCUGUGGUAAAAGAAGAAAAAAGAAAAGCCAUGGCACAAAGUGCUAGUAGGAGCCCAUUUAGUAAAAUUAAGAGGAGGCAUUCCAGAAAGAAGCCAAAUCCUGCGAGCCAGUUAAAUUCCACAUAGUCAUCUAAGUAGGCAUACAGGGUUGAACCAAGAACAGUAUCCUAAAAAUGUGCUGAAAGAGAAUUAUUGUAGCUUCUUAGUCAUCAUUUUUGGUUGCCAUUAAGUAAAGUCAAUGUCUGCUUCUAAUUUUUGAACUCUCUGUAGUGCCAGUGCAGCUGUUACACAUUUCUGCAUUGCUGCAUAAGCCUGUUUGUGGGUGCAGUUUGAUAAACUCAGGUCUUUUACGGGUAAGGAAUUGCUGACAGGCUUAAAAUCAGAAUGAUCUUCAACUUUACCCAAACUGGAAGCAAUACCACUGAAGAGGCAAAAGCAUCUGGGACUGGUUAGCUUGAUAAGAGGUGACCCUUUCGUACUCCACAUAGCUACUAGUAGAGUCCAAUUUUAGCCUGUGUUCACUCCUUAUAAACCUGAUUCUGCAUCUUCGCAAUGCGUCCCUAUUUCCCAGGUUGUUUGACUAUGACAGAAGAGAAGAUACCUGAGAGAUUAUAUAUCAAAUGUGUGAACACAGUUUUUUGCUUUUUGCUUUUUUAGAAAAUAAUGAAGCAGGUAGUUGUUUAGGGUUUUCUAUACUGGUGUCCAGUCCGAAGGAGGCAAAACUUUUGGCCUGCAGCUGCAGCAGCCUUUCUGAGGGUAGGCCUUGGUGACUUCCCACUUUGCGCAGUCCUUUGAUGUCAUGAAACCCAAAUAAACCACAACUUGUGCAAUAUUUUGGGGAGGGGGGAGAACAAAGAAAAAGACUUGUAUUCUGUCAGCAAAGUGUUCAGACUUCAGUUAGGGUGUUUAAAAUGUUGAUACGGGUUUCUGGUGUGUACAGUAUGCAAGGGGUUUUGUCAAAUAGUAAAGAAAGCAAACCCCUUUUAAAGAGAUUUUUCAGUAAUAAAAAUACUGUGUAUGUUAAAUUCUUUAAAAGCAGAGAGUGAGGGGAGGACUAGAUCAUGAUUUUCAGGUUUGAUGCUUUGUUUUCUGCCCUGUAAUGUCACUUGUGGGCUGAUCCUGUUCCCUUCUAGUCUAGGAGAGUUCUGCUUUUCACUUAAGUAGGUGGCUUUUUGCAGUGCUCGCAGUUACCAGUGCAGCAAGAAGUGCACUCUAUUAGUCUCAUGACAAUUGCAUACAUAUACCCUUUUCUUUCCAUUUUCCCAGUUUGCUUAAUAGCAACGCUGUGGGCCAUGCAUUGGGCAGAAGAAGUGAGUUGUGGGAAUCUACUAGGAAAAAGGGAUUCUGCUGUGCUCUUGGCAGCAUUUCAAAUUUACUUCCUCUGAAUGAAAUUCUUUAGAGAAACCUAGACAAAUGGCGAUGUGUCACCAGUGGCCUGCUUUAUGGCCAUGUGUGGAAUGCUGGCUCUCAUUGCAAAUGCCUCUCAUAUUCUGGGAGCGGAUCAUUCCUGGGGCAGAUCUGAAAAUGCAUCUGCAGUUUGAGAGUGCAUUUAUUAGCAAUGCAAGGAGAGUCAUUCAUCAGCCUUUACCCUGAUACAGCAUGUGAACAUCUCUCUGAAUCAUCAGCAAGUUAAAAUCCAAGACUACAAUUACUCAGGACUUCUCAGUGGCGGCAUUUGAGACUUUUAGCUUAUUAAAAGUUCAGUGUGCUAUUAUCGGAAGCGCUUAAUAUCCUGACGGUCUGAAUUUUCAAGGCAGUUAAGUCUGUAAAGGUUCGGAUGGAUGCUUCCGAAAAUACCACUUGGGAUCUAAGCAAGUGCAGUAUCCAACUCCCUUAAUUAAGUUUCCAUACUGGGCAUUAAGUUCAUUUAUUUUCUUUUGAACAUUCUCCUAAUUUUCUGUGUGCUUUAACACAAUAUUUUUGAAAGUCUGGUCCCUCCUUUCUUUCUUCAGAAAUGCCUCAGAUAGUAAAAUGCCAUACAGAGAGGCUAAGGAUCUGGCCGAGCAGAGUAUGGAUCAGUGGUACGGCCCCUGUGGACUUCCCGGGCCUGUGCCCCAGGCCACCCACAUGCACACAGUGCUAUGUCCAUGCUACUGAGCUGUGAACUCGAGCAGGCUUGGUACUCAGGAGCCUACAUCCCACCAGCUUCCAAUGGGACUUAGGUUCUUACAGAAUUUUGUCAAUCUUUAAAAUGAACUUUCGCACUUUUGAAUUUUUUUCCAUAAUUCAGCAAAAGAUUUUGUGGUUUGUCCCGAAUGUUAAUGAAAUAUUUGUGCAAAAUCUCAUUAGUUACCUGGUGCACCCUGCUUGAUCUGUGUGGUGUGAUCCUGCAUUUGGUGUGAUGGUGGAGGCUUUGCUGUUGAUAUACAUGCGUGCAGGUUCGAAUCCCCCGUCUCGCUGACUGCUGUGGGUGCCACAAGAAGCGCUAGUCAGUGCCAGCCCGGGCAGCCCAGCAAACCUGGCUGUGCUUGGGAGCUGGGAUCCAGAAAAAGGACAAGUUGCUUUGCCAGCAAAUAUGACAGGGAGACGUACCAACUGGUUAAAACGUGGGAGAGGCAAUGCAACUGUGCCGCAAUUCAUUCUAGAGAUGAACCAUCUAGUAGAAAUACUGUUCAAUAGGUUGGUGAGGGGAGAGGGAUAAUGACAGCUUGUGACUCUUCUUUCUCAAAAAGAAGAGACUUUUGACAAGAAAUUGUUUCAACUGUUGGAAAACUGAUUUUGAAAACCUAUCAUGCAGAAAAGAAAGUGUAAUCUUUCCUAUCACUUUUUGAGGUACUGUUAUCAUUAAGAUGUUCCAGCAUUAUGUGUUUAAAGCAGAAAAGUUUUAGUUUAGGCAUGAGCAGUAUUAAACGGGGAUCUCCUGAGCAUCCAUCUGCCGUAUGGGUGGAAGAUUAAAUCUGGGGAUGUGCACAGAGCCAAGAAGGUGCCUCUUUCUGUUUAGCUACAGACCCACAGAGGUGCAGCCCCUGGAGUGAGGCGCUGAUGGUCGCUUGCUCUUUCCAGUCUCAGACUGGCAUGUUGGCCUGAAAAAUGGGGUAUCCCUCCACUGGCCACACGGCACGGAUGCAAUUAUUCCUCAAGUUGAUCAUGUUUUAAACAGAGAUGGAGAAGGUCAAACUGGCAAUUCUUAGGAAGAGAAAAAGAAAAAUGUAGCCCAAUAUGAAGCAGACUUCAUGCAAAAUGCUUAGUUUGCUUUUCUUUCUAACCAAAAGUAAUCGAUCCCCCUGGAGAGAAGUAAGCAUGGAGCUUCUGGGUUUUUAAUCACUACUGGAUGUUGAAGCAUUAUUUAAAAUGGUGGCAGCGUUAAAGAGAAUUGCCCUAAAUUAGGGCAGAGGAAUCUUUCUUUUAUAUUUUUAAGUGAUUCAACAAAUAAGAAAGCCCUCUGACAUUCGAAGGACUCUUUCAUGCUCAAUGACAGCAGGAGGCGGGGCCAGGAAAUUUGAGAGAAAGGAGGAAAGAAAAUAUGCCUGUGCCACAUCUUCAGUCCAGGCCUCCUGAAGAAAACGUACCUGUUAUGUAUUGUUGAUGAGGCCAGGGAGUAAUUAAGAUUAAGGCGACAGUUAUCUUAAGCAACUAUUGGAAGAGCUAGCAAAAUUACUGAUUAUUGGAGGCAAACCCAGUGACCUAGAGCAAGAUAGCAUCAGCACAUUUGAGAAUAACUUCACAUGAUAAAUCUUUCUUUGCAUUUCAUUGCUUUCUGUUAGCAAGACAACUUUCCUCUGGAAGUAAAUUGAAACAUGGUUUUAGUCCCUGCUGUGGUCAGUGAAUCCCAGGGUCAGAGGGAGCAGUGCAAGGGGUACUACCUUCAUUAACUUCCUAGCUAUGGUUUAUUCAGAGGGGUUUUCCUCGCAGGUGGGUGCUCACUGUCUCUCUUAAAAAAAAAAAAUACAUCAUGCCUCCUCGGUAGGAUGUGAACGUUGCCCACACGACCACCCACCUGAAAUCUUAGGGUGAAGUGAGCUCCUUAGGAACCUGCAGGCAGAAUAGUGCUGAGGUGCUUCUGCAGGGUCCGUUUUCGCAGUGACAAACAAGGCAAAAGCUUGAGCUACUUCACAAUACUACUUUGAUAAAAGUUAAGUUAACGAGAAACAUUAUGCAAUCUGAAAGCUUGCCAGCGUCACUUGAGAUGUAUUGCAGAAAAGUGCCUGAGUGCUUGCACAUUUAAAACUAUUCCUUAAAGAUGAUGAAUUUAGUUAUGACCAGCUGGCUUUGUCCAUGGUCUGUCAAGCUGAAGUAUAACAUACACCAAGAAGUUUUUUCAACUGAAGCAUUUUAAUCCUCCAAACGUAUCAGCAAAGAAAACUUUGUGUGGGGCUAGAGGAGGAAAAAAUUACAGUAUUUAUUUCAGUUGAGAUUUUCAGGUGGCUAGUCUGUGUGAUUUAUUUCUUACUUCCUAAGAUGCGUUUGUGGCAUGUCAGAGGUGCAAAAAACUGGACAACAGAUAAUUCCUGCUUCGCUGUUGGUGGCAUACGAGAUGGGUGUGCACCAGGGAGCACACCGCGAUUUGCAAUCACGAGAAGUCUUGUGUUACAGCAGUAAAUUAGAUGGGGAAACCUGAGUGGUUCUGUUUGCUGUCUAGGUGGAAGGACGAGGAAUAUAAAAGGACUGUGCCACAGCUGUGGACUAUGUGUCCUUUUAAUGUCGCACUCCCUUUUCCUGGUUCAAAAAGCGCAGCGCUCGGGUCAAAGGAGCAGACAUGCCCGUGUUGGGUGGCCGCAGCAGGGCAGGCACGCGCCAGCUUGCGCUGCCCGAGUGAGCGGAGGAGGCUGCAAACGGCCCGGGAUUGUGGCCGAGGGGCAGGGAUGAACCGCAGCAGGGGAGAGCGGAGGUCAAGAACAAACACCCUAUUUCCAAGUGCUGUUGUCAAAGUCGCUGGAGAAAUAUCUAAGCAAGCCAGCUCUGGACCAGCCUUAAGGUGGUUUGCUCAGUUAUAGCCCUGAGGGCCAUGGCAUUAGAUAUUCUCUUUUUUCAACACUGUCUUCCUUUACCACAACGAACACUUGCAAACAUGUAAUGUGAACUAACAGUUACUCUUCGCUUUUAAGUAUUUAUUUAAAGGAAGUUGGGGGAUUUUUCCCCCUGACCUCAGUCAUUUUGCCCCUAUGCUUUUAUUAAAAAAAAAAGUCUGUAAUAUGAACAGAGAUAAAACGGUUAAAGGUUUGCUGUACGUGUACAUACUAUUUUAGGUAGAAAACCCGUUGUCUGUUAAAGCUAUCUUUCCUCUCCUUUUCAAAAUUCCUGCCUGAUUCUGACACACAAUGAAAAUCUAUAUUUGAAUGCAAAAUUUUCAUUUUAAUGUUUAUAAACCUUAAUACAGUACUGCAGAUGGUAUCUUAAAAGAUCAAAGACAGCAUUUAUAACUGCUAUGUGGUGUUGAUGAUAUUUUUAAUAUUUCGACUAUGUCAGCAUACAUUUGGUCAUUACUUUUCUAAAGUUAAGUCUUUUUUUCUUGAGUAAUCAGUAUAAGAUGUUUGCAUGAUGGAAAGUAAUUUAAGUUCACUUUUUAAAAAAAACGUGAUUGAUACUGUAGGUUAUGUUUGCUUAACAGAUAACAUUUUCACUGAUGGAUGGCAGUUUUUUUUUUUUAGUGCUUUUCAUAGAAGAACUAGGAUAACGUUUUCCAACAGAAACAUAUUUUAUAACCUUUGCCUCAACAACUUCGGUAGAAAUAGUAUCUUCUAAAAGUAAUUGGUUUCCAAUACAGUUUUGCCAUCUGGAUAACAAUAUGCAAGUAUGUAUACCACAUACACAAAAAAAUCCCAUUUUGAUGAAAGUGAUAAAGAAACCAAUGCAGCAAGAUCAAAAUCUUUUCUGAAUGAAGAUUCUGGAUGUGUUGAUAUCAUUGCAACACUAAAUCCCCACCAAAUUUUGAGGCCAAAUUAUCAAAGUUUGCAUUUUCAAAUUCCCUCAAAGGUCAGUGAAAGUUCUUCACUUCAGGAAACACUGAAGAAUUGGGUCAUCUUAGAUCCUAUCCUAUGAAGUUUAACUCCUGUCAACUCCCCGUACUGUACUGGGACCUCAGGGCACUCUGCUUCAGACGGAAUUAUUUUACGAUAAGCUCAUUUGGAUUCAGUUCUAGUAGCAAGUUUUCACAAAUCACAGGUAUAGUUCAAAAUUAAUAUCCCCUCAAUUUUUUCACUUUUAAAGGCAGGGGAGGGGGCAAUGUAAUUUUAUAUGGCUGCAUUUGGAAAGGUUUUUGUGUACCUUUAUAAUUCCUUUGAAGCAAUAUUUUAAAAAAUAACUGCCAACCAAAGUGGCAAUGCAAAGAAGUGCCCUCUUGUUCAGGAUUUGUACACGCCAAUUUUUAACACAGUGUUCUUUUCACUAAGUACUACAUACGUUAAUUUAUAUUUAUAUAUUGUCAAUAUUGUUGUAACCAAGCUUCUCCUUUUUAAACACUUCAAGAACAAGGCCUUGUAUUUUUAGGUGAUUUUCAUAAACCGAAUAAUUCUUUUCCUUUCACUAGUAUCUUGCACUCAAUACAUGUAGCAAUACUUAAUAUAUUCUCUUCACGAGUAUUUGUUAAGUGAUUUAGUUAAUGGCUGAUAAAUGUUUUGUACAAAAUAGAUUCUGUACAGGAAAAAAUCUUUUAGAUAAACAUUAUUUAUUUUUACUGUUUUGUAAGUUAGACACUAUAAUGAAGCUCCUUUUUUGCCAGAAUUACUGGAAGUGCCUCUUGGUAAAGUGUAUUAUACAGUAAAUAUGUAUUCAAAAUUAUUAGAAAUACUUGUCACAAAAUGAACAAUGUGGAUGUUGCAAUGUGAAGACAAAUGUAUAACAUAAAUAUAAUUCUGUGGUAUCCUG